GGUGGCCUUAAAUGGUUCCAUCAGUGUUCUUUCUCCUUCCCCUCCGCGCGCUCUCAUACACUGACUGAUGUCUCAUGGCAAUAGAUUUCUGUUCAAAAACGGGGUCGUUUCACCUGCAGCGGACACUCCUUCAGUGGCAGGUUUUCUUGAAGCUCACCCAGGUGCAUAUACAACAACUCGUACUCACAAGAAUGGCUCAGAACUCUUAUUCUGGGAAAGACAUCUACUUAGGCUAUCAAACUCCUUCAGAUUAUUACUGAAAGAAAAUCCAAGACUUUUAUUUGAAAAACCCAUAACUCUUAGUACCGCAUUUUUGGAAUUAUCGAACCGAGCAAUGAUGUGGGACUCAGUAAUUCGGUCUCUAGUUAAUGAUUCUAUGAGAAAAGUGGUGCCUUUUGUUGAAAAAGAGAGGAUAUUCGGGGAGGAAUUGGCAAUCACGGCGCAUUUGAGUGGAAAUUUGGAGAAUUUGGAUCAUUUGAAGGGUGGUUUUGAUGAGGGAAAGAUUUCUGAGGUUUUGGAUGUGUAUUUACAUAUAGGCGGAUAUGCUCCGCCUGUUUUUGGUGUUAGAGGGAGUGCUGCGCAUUUGGCUGUGGUGGGUCGUGGCAGGGAUUCUGCAAAUGCGAAGUAUUCAGAUUGGGUCAGGCUAAGGAAGCCUUUGGAGAAGCUGAGGCCACCUUCUGUAAAUGAACUUCUGUUAUCAAAUGAUGGUGAGCAGAUUUUGGAAGGCUGUUUGACAAACUUUUUUGUCGUUUGUCUCAAGGAGAAAGAUGGAGAUGGUCACACUGUUGAGCAGAAACAACCACAAAGUUUAAGAUGUAUUGAAGUUCAGACUGCUCCUUUGAGUGAUGGUGUUCUUCCUGGAGUCAUACGACAAGUGAUCAGAGACAUAUGCUUGAAAAUUGGGAUCCCAUUUCGAGAAGUUGCACCAUCGUGGUCGAAGCGUGAAUUGUGGAUGGAAGCAUUCAUCACAACCUUCGAAUUUUACAGCAUGUUGAGACAAUCCAAGCUCCUAAAUCAUGGAAAUCAGUGGAAUCAAAUACUUGGGAGGAGAUCACAUGGAUCGAGAAACGAUUUCAGGACGGUCCUGGCAGGAUUACAUCAAUGUUACAGAUGGAGAUUAUGAAAAAAGCAGGGGUCGAGGAGUUCCCGGUUACUUCAUUUGAGGAAGGACGGUCGGUCGUGUAAUCUCCACCGGCCUAGCACACGCCAAGGAACUGUCUCGAUGGUGUCAUUCACAAUCAAGACGAAAUGAGGUUUUAUGGAUUCUCCUCUUGCUUGAGCUUUCGGUUUCUUGAUGCUGUAACUGUUUGUUACUAUCCCUGGUGUUCUACGUCGUCUGUUGGUUUGUCGAUGAUUACCAAAACGAUUCAACGUCUCACUGUAUUGUGAUCUUGUUAUGGAUUUGUAUGUAGAAUAUCUAUGUCGAUCAACUUCAUGGUUCUGGAAAUUUUCGAGUUAUCUUUUCGUUUAAUUUGACCUCUU
Molecule: messenger RNA, 1482 nt
Organism: Sesamum indicum (sesame)
Lineage: Eukaryota; Viridiplantae; Streptophyta; Magnoliopsida; Lamiales; Pedaliaceae
Source: RefSeq, a predicted model, not a curated record